UCACAUCCAACCCAACCCCCUACCCGCCACUAUAAAGUCCUCCUCCGCUUUCCGCCUCCUUCCUCCUCCUCCCCCUCUCCCGUCUCCGCUACUCCAAACUUAAUUUUGAUUUCUCGCCGGAGAAUUCCUCCUCCGCCUCCCGGCUCCUCCCCUCCGCCCUCGCUUCCGCAGGCGAACUAAACCAUGGCGACAGGUCAAAUUUUCUCCAAAACCACCCAAGCGUUAUUCUAUAAUUAUAAGCAACUUCCGAUCCAACGGAUGCUUGAUUUUGACUUCCUAUGUGGGAGAGAAACACCUUCUGUUGCUGGAAUAAUCAAUCCUGGUUCUGAUGGGUUUCAGAAACUUUUCUUUGGACAAGAAGAAAUUGCCAUUCCAGUUCAUCCUACAAUUGAAGCUGCCUGCAAUGCACACCCAACUGCUGAUGUAUUUAUCAACUUUGCAUCCUUUCGGAGUGCUGCCGCUUCUUCAAUGUCAGCUUUGAAGCAGCCAACAAUCAGAGUUGUAGCCAUCAUAGCAGAGGGUGUUCCUGAAUCAGAUACAAAACAACUUAUUAGUUAUGCACGUGCCAACAACAAGGUAAUCAUUGGACCAGCAACAGUUGGAGGAAUCCAAGCUGGUGCUUUCAAGAUUGGUGAUACUGCUGGAACCAUUGACAACAUUAUUCAAUGCAAGCUUUACAGGCCUGGAUCUGUUGGCUUUGUUUCUAAAUCGGGUGGCAUGUCAAAUGAGAUGUACAACACCAUUGCCAGAGUGACAGAUGGUAUUUAUGAAGGAAUUGCAAUUGGAGGGGAUGUUUUCCCUGGCUCAACUCUGUCAGACCACAUCCUGCGUUUCAACAACAUACCUCAGGUCAAAAUGAUGGUUGUUCUUGGGGAGCUUGGAGGAAAAGAUGAGUAUUCUCUUGUUGAAGCCCUGAAACAAGGAAAGGUUCAGAAACCUGUUGUUGCAUGGGUUAGUGGGACAUGCGCUCGUCUAUUCAAGUCUGAAGUGCAGUUUGGCCAUGCUGGUGCGAAAAGUGGUGGUGAGUUGGAAUCAGCACAAGCUAAGAACCAGGCACUAAAAGAUGCCGGGGCAGUUGUCCCUACUUCAUAUGAAGCUCUUGAAACUGCGAUCAAGGAGACAUUUGAGAAACUGGUUGAGGACGGAAAGAUCUCUCCUGUUACUGAGAUUACACCACCUCCUAUUCCAGAGGAUCUUAAAACCGCAAUUAAGAGUGGGAAGGUCCGAGCUCCCACACACAUUAUCUCCACUAUCUCGGAUGACAGAGGCGAGGAACCCUGCUAUGCUGGUGUCCCCAUGUCUACAAUUAUUGAACAGGGUUAUGGAGUUGGUGACGUUAUUUCGCUUUUGUGGUUCAAGCGCAGUCUUCCUCGUUACUGCACUCAGUUUAUUGAGAUGUGCAUCAUGCUUUGCGCUGAUCAUGGUCCUUGUGUAUCCGGUGCUCACAAUUCUAUAGUUACUGCUAGGGCUGGAAAGGACCUUGUUUCCAGCUUGGUAUCUGGUUUAUUGACAAUUGGCCCCCGUUUUGGUGGUGCAAUUGAUGAUGCUGCCCGGUACUUCAAAGAUGCAUAUGAUAGAAAUCUCACACCUUAUGAGUUCGUUGAGGGUAUGAAAAAGAAGGGAAUCCGUGUCCCUGGGAUUGGUCACAGGAUCAAGAGCAGAGACAACAGAGAUAAGAGAGUGCAGCUUCUACAGAAAUAUGCCCACACACAUUUCCCUUCUGUCAAAUACAUGGAGUAUGCUGUCCAGGUUGAGACCUACACCCUGUCAAAAGCCAACAAUUUGGUUCUGAACGUCGAUGGUGCGAUUGGGUCGCUUUUCUUGGAUCUUCUUUCUGGCAGUGGAAUGUUCAGCAAACAAGAAAUCGAUGAGAUUGUUGAGAUUGGUUACCUUAAUGGACUCUUUGUGCUUGCGCGUUCAAUUGGUCUCAUCGGGCACACCUUUGACCAGAAGAGGCUCAAGCAACCACUCUACCGCCACCCAUGGGAGGAUGUCCUCUACACCAAGUGAAGACUCGGUUGUUCUUAAUAUUACCUAGAUAUUCCAGCUUUGUACACACUUCAAAAGGUCAAGCGAAAUUGCAUAAAAGUGAACGCCGAUGAAACUAGGGGGAGAAGAAUGGGGUCACCGGUGACCGCUGUUGUUGCGUGUUUCAAGUUAGUUGCAAAUUGAGAUCUGUUCCUGAUUUUUGUCAAAGCAAGAACCAUUAGGACAACAUGGGGGAUAUUGGAAAUUUACUGUAUCAUCGUGUACUAUCGAUUCUCUCAACGAAAAAAAAAAUCUAGUCUGAUGCUAAUGUGUUCACCGGUCGUGGAGAGUGUUGUAAUGUUUGUGAUUGUCAAUGUGCCACUUCGAUAGGCAUCAUUUUUGCUAUUAAAAAUAAAAUAAAAUUUGCAUGUCUUUCCUGCUUC
Molecule: messenger RNA, 2411 nt
Organism: Oryza sativa Japonica Group (Japanese rice)
Lineage: Eukaryota; Viridiplantae; Streptophyta; Magnoliopsida; Poales; Poaceae
Source: RefSeq, a predicted model, not a curated record